AUGUCACUGUACUUUCGCGAGUUGUUUCCAUCGAACAAGGUUAUUAAAUUUCGAACCGACUUUCGCAACACAAUCUAUGAUCUGUUUUUGCAUAGGAAAUGGGAACUCACAAAUCACGAAACAGAUUGGAACAUGUGCUGGUCAGAAAAAGAUUGGAUAAACGAAGUUUACGACACCCUGUCUUUGAGAAAUAAUCAAUAUGUCAAUCACUUUAGGAACUAUUAUGAGCUCACACGAAAAGACCUACUAGCGAAAAAUAUAAAAAGGCUGAAAAAACAAAAUGAAAAAAUAAAAAGCGAGGAGGAACUAAAAAUAAUAGACAUAACACCUGUCACAUUUGUUUUGCCACUGGAAUACAAAAUAUUCUUAGAGGAAUACAAGAAAAGGAGCAAUCGUGUGUGGAUUAUGAAACCAAUUGGUAGAUCACAAGGAAAGGGAAUUUUUCUUUUCGAUAAGAUAUCUCAGAUAAGAGAGUGGAGUGUUGGACGUAGCAGACAUAUCAAUGAGCGAGACAAGGAAAGGGAUGGAGAAAAAUAUAAGGGAAAUGAUAGAGACUUGGAGAAAAGCCGCAAGUCAGAGAGGAGUGUCAAUCUGGAGAGGGGCGUUCAUCCAGAUAAAGAACGCGAUCGUCCUGAACAGUACAUCGUGCAGGAGUAUAUCCAGAACCCUCUGCUGAUCGGAGGGAAAAAGUUCGACAUUCGAUUGUAUGUCUUAAUUAUGUCAUACUAUCCUUUGACAAUAUAUCUAUACAGGAGUGGUUUCGCAAGGUUUUCACACACGUAUUUUAAAAAUGAGAAAGACAAGAUGAAUGACAUCACUAUGCAUUUAACAAAUGUCUCUAUACAAAAGAAUGCAGAAGGGUAUGAUGAUAAUGUUGGUGGGAAAUGGUUUGUUCGUGAACUAUUUUUAUACAUGAUUAGUCGUUAUGGAUAUAAAAAUAUAAUGACUUUAAUUCAAAAUAUUGAAAAUUGUAUCAUUCAAUCUUUUUUAGCUGUUCAUAAAAUAAUAAUAAAUGAUAAGCACUGUUUUGAGUUAUACGGUUUUGACAUUCUCAUUGAUUCUAAUUUAAAGCCAUGGUUAAUUGAAGUGAACUCUUCACCUUCUCUUUCUGCUAAUACUGACGAGGAUUACACAUUGAAGUUUAAUAUGCUUGACCAACUCAUGAGCUUAAUAAAUAUAGAGAAAUACAACAUUCCACAUACAGAUAGAGUUGGUGAUUUCGAUUGCAUAUACAGAAAUGGAAAACGAAUCACCACACCCAAUCCAUAUAACUUUACUUCUCAUCUGGGGGCCCAUUUAUCCGGAACUGAGAAUUUAAAACAAAUGGCAAAAUACAUUAAGCGCGAGCUAAGCACAACGGGAAGUGAGGUCAGUAAAUAA
Messenger RNA from Plasmodium gonderi, 1380 nucleotides. Its product is annotated as tubulin tyrosine ligase-like protein 1. The record is from RefSeq and is a predicted model, not a curated record. Gene Ontology annotation, cellular component: cilium. Gene Ontology annotation, biological process: microtubule cytoskeleton organization; protein polyglutamylation. The transcript has 5 exons. Gene Ontology annotation, molecular function: tubulin binding; ATP binding; tubulin-glutamic acid ligase activity. Bases 1 to 1380 code for a protein of 459 amino acids. Lineage: Eukaryota; Apicomplexa; Aconoidasida; Haemosporida; Plasmodiidae.